Exophiala bonariae is the source of this 1644-nucleotide messenger RNA. RefSeq lists its product as uncharacterized. The transcript is spliced from 2 exons. The coding region runs from base 1 to 1644 and encodes 547 amino acids. The record is from RefSeq and is a predicted model, not a curated record. NCBI's taxonomy places the organism in Eukaryota, Fungi, Ascomycota, Eurotiomycetes, Chaetothyriales, Herpotrichiellaceae.
AUGGCACGACGAGACAGUGCAACCAUUCCGAAGACCAGAAGACAGUCCCUGAAUCUGCAACAUCAAGAUCAUUUAUCCACUUCCUCCUUCAGUGCACGACUGACCAGCAAGGGGAAACGCCCUCAAGGUAUCAUCAAAGGACAAAAGCAAACGCCUCAUCGACGGAGCGCACGUCUGGACCGCUUGAUUGAGGUCGAUGAGACUCAGCCAAAAGACAGCCAGCAGCCUCUGCCAUCGCCAAUCAGCGACAUUAAAAGUCCUAAACGUGCACACCCACCUCCUACCUUUCUACCAUCGAAGACUCCAAAGCGGAAACGAGAAGCUGAACAGCAACUAAAAUCGCUCUCUUCAAAACGACCGCGAACAUCCCGUUCCGAACCCUCUCUUCGAGACGUUGAUUCCGUUACAUAUUGGACGAAGACAUACCACUGGCCGCGAGAGUACUUCAAUGAAAGUGGCGAAAUGAGUCACUUAUUGGCGAGAAAGAAAUCCGCAGCCUCACUUCGCCGAAAGCGGUCGGAUAGCGGGUCGGGCGCACCCAGCUCAACCACACCCAGUGACCAGAAGGCCAGGGAGGAGAAGAGUGCUCCUUACAGAGAUCCACGUUACAGGGUGCUCCUCGAAGCUACGGGAAGCUAUAUGGACAGAUCCGACCUAGACAUCACAAAUAAGAGUAAAGCCCUCUGCCGGGACUUGAUGGCAAAGGAGCAAACGAUUCCCAAGGAUUCUAUAUUCUCCGACAACGUGUUUGAAAAAGCCUGCAGAAAGUUCCAAGACAAGAACGAGGCACGGGUUAUCCAAGAUAUAGGUCGACUAAUCGUUCCAUCUGCGGAGACUCUGGCUACAUUCGGUGCAGAACAGCUCGAUAAACUUGUCGAAAGCGUCAACGAGGGUUGGAACAACUCUAUUCCUGUUACCAAGACACGACCCCAACCAGACUAUUCUGUGGGUUUCAAACGCUCGGCAUUCACAGAAGAUCAAAUUCAGAGACUUCAACCAUUCGUUGGCGACCUCUUUGACAGCUCCUUCUUUAUGGGCACCUGGUACAUGUACUUCCCCUUCUUCUCGAGCGAAGUGAAGUGCGGUGCGGCCGCACUCGAUGUUGCAGAUCGACAGAACGCGCACAGUAUGACGCUCGCAGUUCGGGGAGUCGUGGAACUGUUCCGGCUUGUGGGGCGCGAGCAAGAGCUUCAUCGGGAGAUCCUCGCCUUUUCCAUCUCACAUGACAACGAGACUGUGAGGAUUUAUGGCCACUAUCCUGUGAUCGAGGGUAAAAAGACCACGUUCUACCGGCACACCAUCCGCAAAUUCGACUUCACAGAACAGGAUGGUAAGGAGAAAUGGACGGCAUACAAGUUUACCAAGAGCGUCUAUAACACCUGGAUGUCUGCUCACUUCGAGAGGCUUUGUUCGGCGAUUGACGCAAUACCUCCCGAUAUAAACUUUGAACUCCCAGAAGAAUCCGAAUUGCAAUUCCCCUCAUCAUCUGGACUUUCGCAAGGACUGGAAAGUCAUUACCUCUCGGAGUCAGGUGCUACAAGUAACGACGAGCUGAGGCUCCUCGAUCCUCGGGAAGCUACACCAGAAACUUCUGUUACCCGAACAUCAGAACAGACAGCUUUUAAAAAACCAAAGAAGAGAUGA